Molecule: messenger RNA, 2240 nt
Organism: Equus caballus (horse)
Lineage: Eukaryota; Metazoa; Chordata; Mammalia; Perissodactyla; Equidae
Gene: MNS1
Product: meiosis specific nuclear structural 1
Biological process (GO): cilium organization
Cellular component (GO): motile cilium
Source: RefSeq, a predicted model, not a curated record
GUCUUGCUGCGUCCAAUGGGCGGCCGCGCCCUGUGCGGGUGGGCCCUGCACGGCAGGAGGCGCCGCGGCGGCCGUUGCCCGGAAACCGCGCAAACACUAGGGAGCUCAGCCCGCCGCUGCAGUUGCGGCGGGAGGUGGUGGCCGCGGGAGCCGGAGCGAGGCUGUUCUUCUGCCAAGAUGGCUUCCAAAAGGAGAACUUUGAGCUGCAGUGAAGGGCAUCAGAAAUUAGUAGAUAUAAACUACUGCAAAAAAUUACAUGUUGAGGCACUAAAAAAGAUAGAGAAUCAAAUCAGGGACCGAAUGGUGCAGAAUCAAAUUGCUGACCGUGUCGAGCGCCAGAGAUUCCUCAGAUUACUACAGAAUGAACAAUUUGAGUUGGAUAUGGAAGAGGCCAUUCAAAAAGCAGAAGAAAACAAAAGGUUGAGGGAACUCCAGCUUGAACAAGAAGAAAAAUUGGCUGUAGAAUUGGCAAAACUAAAAAAUGAAAGUCUAAAAGAUGAGAAGAUGAGGCAACAAGUAAGAGAAAACAGUAUUGAGCUCAGAGAAUUGGAGAAGAAAUUAAAAGCAGCUUACAUGAAUAAAGAAAGGGCAGCUCAGAUUGCUGAAAAGGAUGCCAUUAAAUACGAGCAAAUGAAACGUGAUGCUGAAAUAGCCAAAACCAUGAUGGAAGAACAUGAGAGAGUAAAAAAGGAAGAGAAUGCUGCAGAGGACAAACGAAAUAAAGUAAAAGCACAGUACUAUCUUGACUUAGAGAAACAGCUUGAAGAACAAGAAAAAAAGAAGCAGGAAGCUUAUGAGCAGUUGCUAAAAGAGAAACUCAUGGUUGAUGAAAUUGUUAGGAAAAUCUAUGAAGAAGAUCAAUUAGAAAGACAACAAAAGUUAGAAAAAAUGAAUGCAACUCGAAGGUAUAUAGAAGAGUUUCAGAAAGAGCAGGCUCUCUGGAGAAAAAAGAAGCGUGAGGAGAUGGAAGAAGAAAAUAGAAAAAUCACAGAGUUUGCCAACAUGCAGCAACAAAGAGAAGAAGAUCGGAUGGCAAAAGUUCAAGAAAGUGAAGAAAAAAGGCUACAGCUUCAGAAUAUGCUGACUCAGAAACUGGAAGAAAUGCUGAGGCAACGUGAAGAUUUGGAACAAGUGCGACAAGAAUUAUACCAGGAAGAACAAGCUGAAAUGCAUAAGAGGAAACUAAAAGAAGAAGCAGAAGAGAAAUUGAGAAAGCAAAAGGAGUUGAAGCAAAAUUUUAUAGAACAAAUGGCCUUGAAGGAACUAGUACUACAGGCUGCAAAAGAGGAAGAGGAGAUCUUCAGAAAAGCUAUGCUAGCUAAACUUGCUGAGGAUGAUCGAAUAGAAUUAAUGAACGCUCAGAAACAAAGAAUGAAGCAGCUCGAACACAGGAGGGCUGUGGAAAGACUUAUUGAGGAACGUCGCAACCAAUUCCUUGCAGACAAACAACAGGAACUGGAAGAAUGGCAGUUGCAGCAAAGACGACAAGGAUGUAUUAAUGCAAUUAUUGAAGAAGAAAGACUAAAACUUCUCAAAGAACAUGCUUCAAAAUUACUAGGAUAUCUCCCUAAAGGAGUAUUUAAAAAAGAGGAUGAUAUUGAUAUGCUUGGUGAAGAGUUUAGGAAAGCAUAUCAGGAAAGGAGUGCAAUUUGUGAAGAGAAGUGAUAUCACCAAGAUUUGGUAAAAAACCUGGAUUCUUUUGUAUGUUACCACUAGAUGUCAGCGUAACUUUUGUUUUACAGAUCAGUGAUAGUAAGAAUCCAUUGUCUAUUUGGAUUUUCUAAAACAUCUGUAUUUCAUCAUUUGUAAACAAUUAAUCUAUAAGGAAACAUUUGACAAAAACUAAACAAAUUACUAAGCAUUUUUUAACUGCAAAAUUAAUCGCUUUUAGUCAAACUGUUGUUUUUGUACUGAUGAUUUGAAGAUCUGAGUUCUAUACAACACUCCAUAUAUAAAAACAUAUUAUAGGCCAAAAGCAGAGGACUAACUUCUCUGUACCACUCCUGCUGUUCAGAGAUUCUUCAGUAUCCCCAUUCAGGCUACAGUCUGUCUAUGUUUAGGGAAUUUACUUCCCUGAUUUGGCUAGGGAAAUAAUAAGUAUUUAGAAUUAAUUUGGGUUUGGAGCAUCUUUUUCUGUCCAUUAUAAGGGAGGAGAAAAGCAAAGAGUGAGGAAUUUUAAAGUGCUUUAUUACCUAAUGGGCUUAAUUGUCAAUUAGAAAUUAAAAACAGCAUUUCUCUCA